CACACACCUCCUCCUGAUUCAGCGGAACAGAUUUAUUCGUCACCUCUCUCGGCAGCCUCACGCAGUGAGCCGGCUGCAAAACACAAGACAAUCCCAAACCCAGUAGCACCUGCCCCGUCCGUCAACCCGUCUGUCUGUCUGCGCAGAUUAGCGACACUGUUACAACUCUGACUGCGUGCUUACUGGCGUCUACUGCGUCUGAGAGACCGAAGGGGGACACGACAUCCUGAGAGACGAGCGGCGAAUGUGAAUGAUGGGAAAACUAAAAAGCGAGGACUGCAUUGAGCAUGGGCCAAUGGAUAAACUGCGGGACAAAUAGAUAAACAAAACAAAAAAAGCUCUGUUUCUGCACCUCUACCUAAGGACCCCCUUGCAGGGAGAUGUUCAUCAUUAUGGGAUAGAUGCAUAGGUCUGCACGUUGCCAUGGAUACCAGCACGCGAAAAUUCACAGUGCGGAGAUGGUUUUCUAUCUACCUGAAGAACAAGGCGGCAAGGAACAAGAACACCACUGGCUUCUGUCAACUAGAGGAUGACAGUAUACUUAAGGAGAUUGACAUCAGCCACCAUGUUAAGGAGGGAUGUGAGAAAGCUGACCCCUCCCAGUUCCAGCUGCUUAAGGUGCUGGGACAAGGCUCCUAUGGAAAGGUGUUUCUGGUGAGAAAAAUCAGAGGAUUGGACAGAGGACAGCUGUAUGCCAUGAAGGUCCUAAAGAAAGCCACACUGAAAGUUCGGGAUCGUGUCCGGUCGAAGAUGGAAAGAGACAUUCUAGCAGAAGUGAACCAUCCAUUUAUAGUUAAACUGCACUAUGCCUUCCAGACAGAGGGAAAGCUCUAUCUGAUCCUAGACUUCCUCCGAGGAGGAGAUCUUUUCACUCGUCUGUCAAAAGAGGUAAUGUUUACAGAAGAGGAUGUAAAGUUUUACCUCGCAGAGUUGGCCCUGGCCUUGGACCAUCUACACAGUCUGGGGAUCAUCUACAGGGACCUCAAACCUGAAAAUAUUCUUCUGGAUGAAGAAGGAAAUAUUAAGAUAACUGACUUUGGAUUGAGUAAAGAGGCCAUCGACCAUGAUAAAAGAGCAUAUUCCUUCUGUGGAACAAUAGAGUACAUGGCUCCAGAGGUCGUGAACAGGAGAGGGCAUACACAAAGCGCUGACUGGUGGUCAUUUGGGGUACUUAUGUUUGAGAUGUUGACCGGAUCGUUACCAUUCCAAGGAAAAGAUCGGAAGGAAACAAUGGCGCUUAUUCUAAAAGCAAAGCUGGGAAUGCCACAGUUCCUCAGUCCUGAAGUCCAGAGUUUAUUAAGAGCGCUCUUCAAAAGGAACCCUGCUAAUCGACUAGGUGCAGGGCCAGAUGGAGUGGAGGAAAUAAAAAGACAUCGCUUCUUUGCAUCAAUAGACUGGAAUAAGCUGUACAGGAAGGAAAUGAGGCCGCCGUUCAAACCUACAGUUGGAAGACCUGAAGACACUUUCCAUUUUGACCCUGAGUUCACCUCCAGAACGCCCACUGAUUCUCCCGGCAUCCCUCCCAGCGCAAACACACACCAGCUGUUUCGAGGUUUCAGCUUUGUUGCAACGAAUCAAAGUCAGGAGCCUAGUGUUGCUACGGUAGCGGCUUCUCGUCAGGAGGUGAACAACAUCAACCCCAUAGCAAAGCAUCUACAAGGUGAUGUGGCCUUCAGUGACGUUUAUGAGCUUAAGGAGGAAGUUGGACAGACAUCGACUUCUGUCUGCAAAAGAUGUCUACACAGAGUGACCGCUGUGGAGUAUUCAGUGAAGAUCAUUGACAGAGCGAGGAAAGAUCCAGCAGAGGAGAUUGAGAUUCUGUUAAGAUACGGACAGCAUCCAAAUAUUAUUACCCUGAAGGAUGUGUUUGACGAUGGCCAGAGUGUGUUCCUGGUUCAGGAUUUACUGAGAGGAGACGAGCUGCUGGACAGAGCUCUGACUGUGCCAAAUUUUACAGAGAGAGAUGCGUCAGACAUCAUCUGCACACUGACCAAGACUGUGGAAUAUUUACACUCACAGGGGGUUGUGCAUCGAGACCUGAAGCCAAGUAACAUUCGCUAUUCUGAUGACAGUGGACUCCCAGAAUGCAUCAGGAUUUGUGAUUUUGGUUUUGCCAAACAGCUCAGGGCUGAGAAUGGCUUAUUGAUGACCCCCUGUUACACAGCUACGUUCAUGGCUCCUGAGGUCCUAAAAAAACAGGGUUAUGAUGCAGCCUGUGACAUCUGGAGUCUGGGGAUCCUGCUCUACACCAUGAUAGCUGGUUUCAGCCCAUUUGCCAGCAGUUCUGAGGACACAGUGGAGGAAAUUCUGGCUCAAAUCGGCUGUGGGAAAUUCAUCAUCACAGGAGGGAACUGGGACCUGGUUUCAGAAGCUGCCAAGGACAUAGUGAUCAAGAUGCUCCAUGUGGACCCUCACCAGCGCCUGACUGCACCCCAGGUUCUUCGUCACCCCUGGAUUGUAGACAGAGACCAGCUCUCUGAAAGAGCUCUCAGCAGACAAGAUGCUCUCACUGUAAAGGGGGCGCUGUCUGCCACCUACUCUGCUCUGAAGCGCUGUGCUCCUGCUCCGGUCCUGGAGCCGGUUCAGUCCUCCAGCCUGGCUCAGCGGCGAGGAAUGAAAAAACUUGGGAGUCCCAAACUAAAUCCAGACCCUAAAGAAAAGGAGUAGCCUGAUAAAUCUGUAUGAAACUCAAAACAAAUUCAACAUGGACCACAAAAUAAAAGCUUUAGAAAAGGAUAAACAUUGUUCCAAAGUGCCCAUAAAAUGUAUCAGAUUUUAAAAAAUCCCAUCACAAAGGAACUAAGCUAAAAACUAAAUUAAUUUUUAAACAAAUCUGAUACUGUGCAAAAUAACAUCCAUCAUGUGCACCUGCACUUUUCAAUCUGAACAAACCCAAUGGCUUGAAUGAGUUGACUAUUAUUGUGCUAAAAUGAAUCAUUCUUAAUCCUGAACACAGAGGGUUUUAUUUAGUCACACUGAAGCCUUUGUCGAUCCUUCUGGAUUUGUCUUGUGGGUAUUACAAACUCACUUUGAAAGUCACCCUUGAUUUCAACUGGUUGAGAAAACCUUUUACCUAAAUUAUAUACUCACUUUAAUUUUAAGCCCGACUCUCAGAAGAAAGCAUUUCUCAAAGUUUGGUCAUGGCAAUAAAAGUGUCAGGAACUAAUGUGCAGCUGAUAUCAAAGUGAACACAUGGACAUUUUUUGGUCCUACAUGUACAAUAAGAGGUUUAGUGCAAUAUACAUAGACUAAUUGUCCAUAUCCUUAGCAGCUCCAGCAGCUAAUGUGAGACAAAUUAGUCUGGUCACCAAAACAAAAAAAGCAGUAUUCAGUGCCACAUAUAUGUCACAAGGAGUUCACAUACAUCAAUACUGUCUUCCACAGUCAUCGCUCUGACAUAUAGUAUCUAACUAUAGACAUAGGUUUGUUAGAGUGUUAGCUUGUAUUUGAAAGAGUACUCUCACUCUGAUUAUAGGAUUUUUUUCUCUGAAUUCUACAGACUUAUGCAUGUUAAAAAUGUAAAUAACCUACCAAAGGGAAUCAUUGAGUUAACAAUGCCAUUGAAGUCUUAUUGUUCAUACUAUGCUUAAUAAUUUUAAAUGUAUGUAUUGUUGUCUUCCAUAAAUACAGCCUUGUAAAAUGUAUUGUUAAAUGUAUCGCACACACUGAAUUUCCCAGCUCAGAUAGAACAGUGGGUUAUGAAGGAAUUUAUGUUGAACGUAGUUUGUUGUGUUUUUUUUCAUAACAUAUUCCAAAUGUUAUUUGGCCUAAGAGUAGUCAUGGAGAGCAUCAUAAGACCAUUUGGUAAAAGUCACAAUCAUAGCAAAACUCUGCAGCCUACACUGCUUUGUAUUAUGAACUCAGCAUUCAGUGUGAUAGAUAAUCUGUCAGUGUGUGCAAGUAGCUGCCGGUACACUUCUGUUUGCUGUUAGUGUCUGAAAGCCAAAAUGUUUGAGAGCCACUGUGUCAGAGGAUUGUAUAUACUGUCUAUUGCUGCUGCCCUGAUUGUAUCUAAUAAGUUGUACAAUCAAUAAUACGAGGUAAGACUGAACAGGGUGUUUUGCAGACAUGAGUAGCACACUUUGUGUUGUAUGAUAACAGUGUUAUACUGUGUACCAGUAGGAAUGUAGAUUAUGAUGCUCCACAGUUAAUAUGCAUACUUACUGGUCAGAGGUAAAACAAAACAUAUUGUGAGGUGUAACCAAAAGUACUGUAGCAGAGAUACAGUCAUUCUGUACAUAUGGUGUUUGCCGAUACGCAGGCUGUUUGUGUUGUGAUGCAUUGCACAACUGUGAAAGGUGGAGCUGGGGCUGAUGCAACUAAGAGUAUGCAGAUCAGGUUGUAGAUAUUGUGCCGUACAACCACGAGUUCCAGGUAAAGCUGUAAAUAUUGUUUACUAAUCUAGAUUGUACAUAUCGUGUUGUACAACUAUCGGCAAGCAGGAAGACUGUAUAUAUUGUGUUUGCAGAUAUAUAGAGAUUGUACAUAAUAUAUUGUGUCGUGCAUCCAUUGCUCUGAGUGUACAUACUGUCUAUACCUGGCCAAUCAUUGAAAUUAUUGGCUAGAAUGCCAAAGUUUUACAAAUAAAAGAAAAUAAAAGAAACACAG
Messenger RNA from Centropristis striata (black sea bass), 4608 nucleotides. RefSeq names its product ribosomal protein S6 kinase, polypeptide 2 (gene rps6ka2). NCBI's taxonomy places the organism in Eukaryota, Metazoa, Chordata, Actinopteri, Perciformes, Serranidae. The record is from RefSeq and is a predicted model, not a curated record. The transcript has 22 exons. Gene Ontology annotation, molecular function: ribosomal protein S6 kinase activity; magnesium ion binding; ATP binding. Gene Ontology annotation, biological process: protein phosphorylation; intracellular signal transduction. Bases 424 to 2667 code for a protein of 747 amino acids.